Messenger RNA from Vairimorpha ceranae, 393 nucleotides. RefSeq lists its product as hypothetical. The transcript has a single exon. Lineage: Eukaryota; Fungi; Microsporidia; Nosematidae. The record is from RefSeq and is a predicted model, not a curated record. Bases 1 to 393 code for a protein of 130 amino acids.
AUGAUUUUUCUAAUUGUAAUUAAUUUUGUUGUAACAACAGGAUUUCCAAAUAGACCUAGUACAUCUUCGGAUAUUUUUACCGGAAAAAGACAAUUUUUUAAGAAUCAAGGAGAAGGAUUAAAUCAGUUUUCGAGCGAAUCCAGUAACCUGGAUAAUAAAACGGGCAAUAAUACAAGUAGAGAUAGUAUUGAGCUUCAACCAUUAACUAACGAUGGACAACAAGUAAAAGAUAGGCAACCCAAUUCUAAUUUAGGUAAUGGAGUAACGUCAAUAGAAAUGAAUGACCCGGAUAAUCAACCUGGCAGUGAACAAGAUAGUCUCAAAAACAAAGAUGGCUUUUUAACUAGAUUCUGUAUUUUUUGCUGGUGCUGUAUAGCUUCUAUUUUUGAUUAA